This is a messenger RNA of Oppiella nova, 985 nucleotides long. The record is from the annotation of a GenBank genome assembly. NCBI's taxonomy places the organism in Eukaryota, Metazoa, Arthropoda, Arachnida, Sarcoptiformes, Oppiidae.
CUUGCAAACAAACACAACAUUCAAUGCUUUGAAUGUGUUUUGCAUUUGUGUCACAAAUUGUGUGCCAAUCAAGUGGUGAAUCGCGUGAAGACUUCCUCCAGUGAUGACCAGACACGCGCGCAAUAACACCGCCGGUGCUGUCUAUUCAUACCACGAGAGACAGAGGGAUACCAACACAUCUGGUUAUGGCACUCAACGACAACGACUGGCCAAGGAGUCCAUCAAAGACUUCGAUGCCUGUAAUCUAACUCUUCAGCCGUGCAGACACCCCGUCAUCACACCGGACGGCUAUAUGUACGACAAGGAGUCGAUUCUCGAGUACAUUAUCCAUCAGAAGAGAGAAAACGCCCGAAAACUCAAAGAAUAUGAGAAACAGAAGAAGAGGGAGGAGAAGGAGAUCCAGGACUUGGCCAACGCUGAGCUCACCAACAAGACAAUCAACUUCUUGAAGACCGAGACCACAAUCAGUAAACCCUCCGCUUCUGCAACAUCUGGCAGUGAAGUGGUGUCGAGUGUUGGCUCCGGGAUCUCAAACAUGACGAGCGGUCGUUCCGAAGAUUUGCCCAGUUUUUGGGUGCCAUCGAUGACACCGCAGUCAUCGAAGACUAAACUCAAGAAACCCGACUCUAAUGUCUACUGUCCUAUGAGUGGUCGACCCAUUAAAGCCAAUCAAUUACUUGAUGUUCACUUCACGCCAACCAAUGACACAAAGGGCAAAUACAAGUGUGCGGUCACUCAUGACGUCCUCCACAACGCCGUACUCUGCGCUGUACUCAAGACAUCAGGAACAGUAGUAACCAUGGAAUGCAUUGAGAAACUCAUCAAAAAAGAUAUGUUGGAUCCGAUCAAUGGCCAGAAGCUGAAGGAGGCGGACAUCAUUCCCCUACAAAGGGGAGGCACAGGAUAUGCCGCCGCCAAUGAGUUAGAGGCAGCCGUCAAGCGGCCGGUUAUGAUGGCGUGAGGUAUCAUUCAAAUGACACAUACA